UUCCCCAAAAUCCUUGUGUCUUGAUGAUUUUCAGGUAAACCCGAGAGGCUUUUUAAAAUGAUGGCAUCAAACCAGAACAUGAAAGAACUUCAAUGGUUUUUGCAAGCUGUCAAAUAUGGAGGCCUCAAUCUCCAUAGCAUCUCCUUCUACCUUUCACAAGCGGCUUCAGGAUGCUACCAGGAAACAGAAAACUCCAUGAACAUAAACAUCUCCGGGGAAAGCAUUUCUUAUUUCUCACACCUCUUGACCACAUUAGCAGCAUCUAAGAAUGCAAAAUCCACUCUGAGAAACCUCGAGUUUCACUUAGUGCAAUGGGAAGUACAGGAAGUGAAAAACCUAGGGAUUUUGCUGGAGAACAACCCAAGUAUAAAACAAGUUGUUUUUAGAAGAAACAAGUUCUUGGGAAAAUGUAUGUCUGAGCUUUCUGAGAUUCUGAAGAGGAAUAAGAUGAUCAAGGAGAUUAUGCUUUCAGAAUCAAAUAUCGGGUCUGUUGGGGCGGGCUAUAUUGCUUCUGCUUUAAUGGUGAAUCACAGCUUGGAAGAAUUACAGAUAUGGGAAGACUCAAUAGGAUCAAGAGGUGCUGAAGAACUCUCCAAGAUGAUUGAGGUUAAUCCAACUCUUAAAUUGUUGACUAUUUUCGAUUCCAAUGCUAUUACAGCAACCCCACUUAUAUCUGCAGUGUUGGCAAGGAACAGAGCCAUGGAAGUUCAUGUUUGGAGUGGACAAAACAGUGGGAAAACCUCUAAGGUGGUUGAGUUUGUACCUGAAAAUAGCACGCUUAGAAUUUAUCAGCUAAGUCUCUCGGGUUCUUGCAGGGUUGCUUGCUCUCUGGGAAUGAACUUCACAGUUAAGUCACUAGACAUGACUGGUGUGAGACUGAAAUCCAAGUGGGCUAAGGAGUUCAGAUGGGUUUUAGAACAGAAUCAAACUCUCCAAGAGGUGAAUUUGUUCAGAACAUGUCUAAAAGACAAGGGCAUUGUGUAUAUUGCGGCUGGUCUCUUCAAGAAUCGUAGUUUGCUAACUUUACAUUUGACUGGAAAUUGGUUUACUGGGGUUGGUGUUGAACAUUUAUUGUGCCCUUUGAGCCGGUUUUCUGCCCUGCAAAGCCAAGCCAACAUUACUUUGAAGUCUUUGAGCUUUGGAGGUGGAAGAACCAGAAUAGGAAGGGAUGGCCUAGCUGCUAUACUUCAGAUGCUAACGAGCAACCAAAGCAUUACCCGGCUGGCGAUACAUGAUGAUUCGAGUCUGAGACCUGAUGACUUUGUGAGGAUCUUCAAGAGCUUGGAGAAGAAUGCUACAUUGAAAUACCUGUCCUUGCAAGGGUGCAAAGGAGUACAAGGGGAGACAUUGAUCCAGACAAUUAUGGAGACACUGCAGAUAAAUCCAUGGAUUGAAGAUCUUGAUCUCUCAAGAACACCGUUACACAACUCUGGAAUGACUCAAGGAAUUUAUAGAAGGUUAGGUCAGAAUGAGAAGACAGAACCAGAAAUGGAUUUGCUCAUGGACAUGCCAUUGACUGAGCCCAAGAGUUGUAGAGUAUUCUUCUGUGGGCAAGAAUAUGCAGGUAAAACCACUCUUUGUAAUUCAAUUUCACAGAAUUUCUCAGCUUCAGCACUUCCCUACUUGGAUCAAGUUCGCACUAUAGUUAAUCCAAUGGAGCAGGCGGUGAAAACAGUAGGAAUGAAGAUAAAGACUUUCAAGGAUGAGGACACAGAGAUUUCAAUAUGGAAUCUUGCUGGUCAGCAUGAAUUUUUCUCCCUCCAUGAUCUUAUGUUUCCCGGGCAUGGAAGUGCUUCGUUUUUCAUCAUCAUAUCAAGUUUAUUCAGGAAGCCAAGCAACAAAGAACCUAAAAGCACAGGAGAGAUUGAAGAAGACCUGCAAUAUUGGCUCCGGUUUAUAGUCUCCAACUCCAAAAAGGCCGUACAACAAUGCACCCUACCAAGUGUAGCAGUUGUUCUUACUCAUUUUGAUAAAAUCAACCAACCAUCACAGGAUCUGCAGCUCACAGUGAACUCAAUACAGAGAUUGAGAGACAAGUUUCAAGGCUUUGUUGAUUUUUACCCAACUGUGUUCACUGUUGAUGCAAGAUCAUCAGCAUCAGUCAGCAAACUCACUCAUCACAUCCGAAAGACCUGCAAGACGAUUCUCCAAAGAGUCCCCCAAGUUUACCAGCUAUGCAAUGAUUUUAUACAGCUUUUGUCAGAUUGGAGAUCAGAGAACUACAACAAGCCAGCAAUGAAGUGGAAAGAAUUUGACACCUUAUGCCAAGUGAAGGUUCCUGCUCUGAGAAUCCGAUCCCGACAUGAUAACAAGGAAAGAGUGGAGGUUAGAAGGCGAGCUAUUGCAACCUGUCUUCACCACAUUGGAGAGGUUAUUUACUUUGAUGAGUUGGGGUUUCUAAUCCUGGAUUGUGAGUGGUUCUGUGGUGAAGUACUUGGAGAGCUCAUAAGAUUAAAAGCUAGAAAGCAAAGCUCCUCAGAAAGCAAUGGGUUUAUUAGCAGGAAGGAGCUGGAAAAGAUUUUAAGAGCAAAUUUACAGAGUCCUAUUCCUGGAAUGGGUUCAAAAGUGUUUGAGAACUUAGAGUCUAGUGACAUUGUAAGGAUGAUGCUGAAACUUGAACUAUGCUAUGAACAAGAUCCAUCAGAUCCAAAUUCUUUUUUACUAAUCCCCUCUAUGCUCGAAGAAGGGAGAGGAAAACCACAGAGGUGGUACUUAAGUACUCCAGACUGCAUUUAUGUCGGUCGUCAUCUUGAGUGUCAUGAUUCAAGCCACAUGUUUUUAACGCCAGGAUUCUUCCCACGCUUACAGGUACAUCUUCACAACAAGAUCAUGGCUCUAAAGAAUCAAAGUGGAGCAACUUACAGUCUCGAGAAGUACCUCAUUUCAAUCAGCAUUAAUGGAAUCUACAUCAGAGUAGAACUAGGAGGACAAUUGGGAUACUACAUUGACAUUCUUGCUUGUUCCACCAAGAACUUGACAGAAACCUUAAGAGUCAUUCAACAACUCAUAGUACCAGCAAUUCAAAGCCUGUGCCAAGGAAUCACCUUGACUGAAAAUGUUAUAAGACCUGCUUGUGUUCAAAAUCUGACACCACCUAGAUAUAGAAGAACUCAAGUUGUUUCCCUACAGCAAUUGAAACAAGCAUUGCUUUCACUUCCAGCAGAUGGCAUGUAUGAUUAUCAGCACACAUGGAGUCCCGUCUCAGAUUCCGGGAGGACUAUUCUGCAAGCCGGCUUCAAUUUUGCACGGGACAUUCUUUCCGAUGAUGAUUUCCGGCAAGUGCUACACCGACGAUAUCAUGACUUGUACAAUCUCUCCCAAGAGCUGCAAGUCCCACUGGAAAACAACCAAUAUGGACAAGAUCAUGCAUCAGGCUUAAGUGAAGAAACUCAAACUGUAGAACCAAGCAUCGGAGGCAUUGCAGAAGGGGUUGAAGCAGUUUUGCAGAGACUUAAGAUUAUUGAACAGGAAAUAAGAGAUCUGAAACAGGAAAUCCAAGGGUUGAGAUACUACGAGCACCAGCUUCUCCUCGAGCUGCACCGGAAAGUAAACUACCUAGUCUCCUUCAAUGUCCAAGUUGAGGAGAGGAAGGUCCCCAACAUGUUCUACUUUGUGAAAACAGAAAACUACUCAAGGAGACUUAUCACCACCAUGAUUUCUGGCAUGACUGCUCUCCGGCUUCACAUGUUAUGCGAGUUCCGGGGUGAAAUGCACGUUGUUGAAGAUCAAACAGGCUGUGAACUAAUGCAAGUUGAUAACAGAGCUGUGAGGUCUUUGGCUCCUCAUGUAAAGAACUUCAUGAAACUGGUAACGUUUGCCCUUAAGAUAGGAGCUCAUCUAGCAGCUGGGAUGGGGGAAAUGAUACCUGACUUGAGCAAGGAAGUUGCACAUUUGGCCGGCAGCUCUUCCAUGGCAGCUGGGGCUGCAGCAGCAGCCGGAGCCAUGGGGGCUGCGGCUUUAGGUCGCCGGAAUAGAGCAGCACAAGGUUCAAGGGAUGUUCAGCAAGAUUUAAGGGCAGCACAACAAUGGAUUGUGGAUUUCUUAAGGGACAGAGGAUGCUCAUCAGGGAAAGAUAUUGCAGAAAAGUUUGGAUUGUGGCGUGUGAGAUAUAGAGAUACCGGUCAGAUUGCAUGGAUUUGUAGGAGGCAUAUUUACACCAGAUCUGCGGAGAUACUUGAAGUGCCCAUUUGAAAUAAUUGCCAAUAUGAGUUUGUUCUUUUUCAUUUUCGUUGCCUUGUUCAUUCUUUCACCAUAUCUAAAUUUGAAAAACUUGACAAGGUUAUCCACAUGCAUACAUAGUUUACAUUUAUGGAGUUUCAGAACGCGGGGACUGUUUCAACGUUUCUGCUAUUGCAACAGAAUAACCACGAUCAUUUCUGGGUUA
Molecule: messenger RNA, 4384 nt
Organism: Neltuma alba
Lineage: Eukaryota; Viridiplantae; Streptophyta; Magnoliopsida; Fabales; Fabaceae
Product: protein TORNADO 1
Exons: 3
Coding region: 58-4191 (1377 amino acids)
Molecular function (GO): protein binding
Source: RefSeq, a predicted model, not a curated record